GGCUUCCGUUUCUGGUUGGUUGAAGACUGAGCCAAUGGGGACUCUGCAAAAGCUGGUCUGGACACAGGCGGGCGAGUGCGCGGGAGGCUGCCCGUCCCCCUGGUGUCAAAGCCGCUCGUUCCUUUUCGGGAGAUCCCCUUAAAGUUAACGCCCAGCUCGUUUUUGUUUCCCUGCCCAAGAAAUUGUAGCAGCUGCCCAGCCAUGGCUCUGCCUCCGGAGAAAGCCUCGGAGCUCAAACAGAUUAUUCACCAACAGUUAACUAAGGUAAGGGCUCUCCGCGUUGAAAGCACUGCUGGGAAAGGAGGAGGAACCUAUCUUUAAAUAUCCUCCAAAGCGGUUUUCCCAUAUGUUAUCUGAGGCUUGUAGCAGAGGAAGCCUGUAUCUAUAUCUAGCUGUCUAUAUCCCACUGAUUUUAAUAGGGCUUCCUUCCAGGUAAGUGUUGAUAUUGCAACCUGAUGAUUGAGAUUGGGGCUGCAACCUGAAAAAGCAGUUGUGACAACUCUUUGUUUUUUAAUAUGAUGAAAGGACCUUCAUUUAUUCAGUAAGCAUACAAAAGAACUGGCUUGAUUUCUAAGAAGUCUAUUAAUGAUGCAAUGAAUGGCAGGUUUCCUAGGUUGCUUUCUGAUGACUGGAACAAAGCCAGAACAUGUCCAAAAUGUGCACAUAUAACUAAGAGAACAUCCAUCUGAGUGCUAUGAGUGCAUUAAAAACUGUUCUCUUUUUUGGAAUUACCUUUUUAAAUUAUAUGAAGGUUGUACUGAAUUUCAUUCAGAGCCUGUAUCACAUGUUAACAGAAAUGUUUCUGUUUAGAUGGAUGUUCACAGCAGGAUUCGAGAAGUGCUUGCUGAGACCAUACGUGAAGAACUGCCACCUCAACAUCAGCAGCUAUCCCAAGAAGAUCUAAUGAAAGCCCUCACACGGCGAGGAAUCAUUGAUGAUGUUAUGAAAGAACUAAAUUUUGUAACAGUGAGUAUAAUUUGAAGAAAAACUCUCCUGGUGUGAUACAAGAAGUGCAUGGCAUAGUUAAAUACAGCCAUAUUUAUACAAAAUCACUUUUGAAUGAUUUCAGUGUGAUGCAGAAUUAAAAAGGAGGUUAUGUGAUUGCAGUCCUUUAUGAGUAAGUUUAAUAUAUUUUUCAUUGCAUGGCUUGGAAGUACUGGAUGCAUUGAGAGCCUGUAAACUACAGAAACCCUAUGAGUCACUUCAUUGUUUUUAAUGAGCUCCUGCAUUGUUCUAGCUAAAAAAAAAGUGAUAUUUACAAACCUGUAUUUUGAUGCAAGUGAGCCUUACCCAGAGCUCCUAACUGUAUGUAGCUCCCUGUGAUGUGUCUCCUAAUAUCUUUGGAUUUGUGUCAUGUGAAGUGUCCCCUGGAUGAAUAUUUUAGUAGAGCAUGAUGUAUUUCUGGGGUUUUUAAUUAUGUUGGAAGGAUUGUAGGAGACUGACUUGAAGGUGUCCUUAAUGAUAUCUUUAUGUACUUCUAGGAUAUAAAUGACAAAGAAAUUACUUCAACUCCAAAACCCUCUACUCAUUUUGUUGACCGACAGACAGCCAUGCUGAAGAAAAGUAUGUUCUAUAUUACCUUGAGUAUUUGAUGUACUGAUUUUGUAUUUUAAAUGUAUAUUUUAAAGCUAGUAUUGUAAGGCUUUUGGGGUGGAAUCAAAUGUUGUUCAAGUGGACUACCACUCAUGCAGUAGAGCUUCAGCUUCCUCUUCUGCCCCAAGCAGCUCCUGCCACCCCCCAUACCUGCUUCAGAGGGUUUCCUAUAACUUUCAUAGCAGAUUUUUGGAAUGGGUGGGCUGAAAGGGGGAAGGAGAGGAAAGUGAAGUCACCUUGUGCAAGCAGAAUUCUGCUCAGUUCACGAGGAGACAUAUUAGUUAUGAAGGCUGGGUUGUAUUCAACUUAAUUAUGAUCAGGUUGGUAUGUACAUAUAUUGUACAUGUUACCAAGUAUCUGCUAAGACUAGUUUAAUGUAGCAAAUUAGAUAAGUGACCAGGCAGGAUUAUUUUGGACUAUCCCUAGAUAACCUUCUUGGUAGGGGAAUUACAAGAUAUACUUGGGGCACUCUGUGGAUGAAUGGAUUGUGGUUGUUUGCCAUGAUUGUUGUUGUAACCCUACGUCUUGGCUAACUAGUUUUUUAAACCUACUUUCUAGUGUUUCCUAUUUAUGUUAAAUACAUUUUUUAUGAACUGCUUGCAACUCUUUUAUACUUAUUGUUACACUUUGCAGCAAAUAUUGACCCAACACGAAGGUAUCUUUAUCUUCAGGUUUUGGGUGGAAAAGCUUUUCUGGAACAUCUGCAGGAACCAGAACCUUUACCUGGUCAAAUUUGUUCUACUUUGACACUUUGCUUGCAUUUCCGAAACCAACGUUUCCGCUCUAAACCUGUCCCGUGUGCCUGUGAACCAGAUUUCAGUGAUGGUUUUCUACUUGAAGUAUAUAAGGAAAGCUUAGGUAAGGAAGCCUGCAGUCUAAAAAUGAAUAAUGUUUUGGGUUGCACUUCAGAAAUAGUCCAAGAGUAGUUGUUCCAUAAGCAGUAAUAUAGCCUGCAUUCUUUUUUUAACAUGCAGAAUUUCAUUAAGAGGCCCCACAAUUCCAAACAUUUGCCUUUAUGCUCCUUUUCCUACUUGUUUUGAAACAAAGGAUCAAAGAAACAGAGUUCACUUUUAAGGAUCCUGAUCUUCCCUUUGCAGCUACAUCUUUGCCUGUCUCAUAUCUGUCAUAUAUUAUGUUAGAUAGGCAGUGGGCAUACUUUUGGAGGAACUGCCUUGUCAGGCUAGAUGUUCACCACUGCUGUUAUUCCUUGGCUUCUUCUAGUUCUCUUUUAUAUCUUGAUAAUUUAAAUAUAUUUGAAAAUGUUUUAAAAUUCUAUUAGAUCUUAUACUCAAUUAUCUGCUCUAAUGAGAAAGUUGGCAAAGUUGAGUGAGUUGAUAUUGCUGUUUCACUUCAAGUGCCUUGGUAAUAGCUUUCUAAGUAAUGACCAGCAAUCAAAACUCAUUAUGCUAUUCUAUAGUGGGGAACCUCUGGCCCUCCAGAUGAUCAACUACUCAAACUCUCAGCAGCUCUAGCCAGCAUGACCAAUGACCUGGGAUUUAUAUGAGUUGGAGUCCAGCAUCAUCUGGAAGACACAAGUUCCCCACCCUCAUUCUGCGUAUUUUUACACAGGUCAAUUGCGUUCUGCUGUCAUAUGCAAUGCUCCAGAAUGCAAUCCCCGCAAAUCAGGGGUUGCCUGUGUGGAUGGGAAAUGCUUUUAACAGAAAUUUGUUCUUAACUUCAUUUUGCUGUGCUGCUGACAGGUGAAGCAAGUAAAAUGGCAGAUGCAACCACUAUGCUAUCAAUUUGUGAUCCAGUGCAUAUUGUCUUGAUCAAAACAGACACAUCUGGUGAGACCACAUUAGUAGCAUCCUAUUUCUUAGAAUGGCGGUCUGUCCUUUGUGCAGAGAACAGGAUUACAAAUGUCGCUGUUGAACUUCUGGGUGUAGGUAAGUUUUAAAACUACAGUACUACAACAGUGGAAAACAAUAUUGUCUGAGUGUGACAGACUACUCAAAAUGAGACAGGAGCAAUAAGAGUUUAAUUUAGUUGACAAAAGUAGAUUACCGUAAGUACUUGUGUCGUGUAGUAUGAUUUAGUUGCAUAUCACCAAAUGAGCCUAAAUCUUAUAAACACUUUUUUUUCCUUUUGCUAUUUGAAUACCUGAUCUAUUAAAAUGUCUAUUUAUUUUUGUUAACAAAGAGAGAAAAUGUGAUACUUACCCAGUCUGGUAAAGGAACCUUAGCCAUUUGGUAUAACAUUUCACUCAACAUGGACCAAAAGCCUUCUACUAGAUUAAGUGGCAAUGGGGUGUAGGUAAUAUAAUUUAUAGUGAUGAAUAGAAUUGGAUAUAUAAACAUAUUUAAAAUGUGGUGUUAAUAACAAUGGGAAAAAACCAUUACAAAAUGCAGUACAGCUGGUAUCUGACACCACCUGUUAAAAAAGAAUUUAUACCCUCCAGCAAGAUACAUGUUAGAGAUGUCAGAACCUGAUAUGCACAUUUUGGAAUUGUUUGCAAAGAAGGCCCUUUGGAUAGAAAUUCUUUUAUGUAAUUACAUAUACAAUUGGGUGUGAUGUGGCUUUGAAUACCAAGUAUAUGCUCCUUGGUUACAUAAAAACGAGUUAUACUUAGAAUUUUAUAAAUAUUAUUAAUAGCAACAAUGCAAGUAAUACCAGGAAAUGCAAAAACCUCACCUGCACCAAAUAUAAUGAAAUGCCACACAAAAAAUCAGGAAUAUAGUUGUUGUUUUAACAAAGUUACUCUAUAAGCUGUAAAAAAAGGUCAAGCUGAUAAAUUUAACCAAAAUAUGUAUUUAGGAAUUGAAAUCUGACAUUUCAAGGUAAAAUUCAACCAUAUGUUUUGUUCAAUUUAAUUUGAAGUUGUUUAAAGUGUUGAUAAAUUAGGCUGCAAGUCUAGCCAUGUAUACUCAGAAGUAAGUCCCAUUGAAUUCAAAGGGGCUUACUCCCAGGUAAGAGGGUUUAGAAUUGCAGUCCUAUUGAUUCCCUCCAUUACUACUUUAGAACAAAUAUAUAGCACUUUAAUUGUCAGUAUUGUUUGAUGACUUUUUAAUGUACACUGUAGAGUUGUUCAUUAAAAAAAAUUUAAAAAUUAUUUGCUUUCUUAUCAAGCCUUGUAUUUUGGUCCAAAGGUACAGAAUCAAAAGUUUCUGUUGGAGUACUUAAUAUCAGACUUGAAAUGUAUCCAAAGCUAAAUAAGACACUUUCUCAGGAAAUAGUUACUACUCAGGUAAGUCUGAACUCAUAUAAGCAUUCUUUUAAGCAUUAUUAUUUUAAUGCAAUUCAGAUUGAUUUAAUCUUCUAAACAAAGGAACUUUGAAUAUGUGUUUCAUUGCAAUCAGUCACAAAUGUUCUGCAGAUGUCCUUCUCCUGAUUAAUCAAGGCUGAUGUCAUGUUACAAACUUAAAUCUUUAUUACUUCUGCAGUACAAUAAAGAGUAAAACACAAUUUAUGCUGUUAGUUUGCUUGAAUUUGAUUUUAAUCUAUUACAAAAUUCAAUAACUUUUUCUAUCAUAAUAAAACUCACACUCAUUACUAAAAAAAACACCCUCCAGUAUCCUACUCAUUUACAGAUUAAGCAUUUUAACAAGAGAGUUGACAGUCUCCAGCCAUCUGACAACUUUCAUAUGGCUUCAUUAUUCUAAAUCAGGCAUAGGCAAACUCGGCCCUCCAGAUGUUUUGGGAUUACAACUCCCAUCCUCCCUAGCUAACAGGACCAGUGGUCAGGGAUGAUGGGAAUUGUAGUCUCAAAACAUCUGGAGGGCCGAGUUUGCCUAUGCUGUCAGAUUUAGCCCAUUCCUUUUCAACAGACAUGUCAUAUUACAAUUAAUACUGAACACAGAAUAAAAAGGCAAUCCUGUGGUUAUGGAUCUGUUUGCCUUGGGCUUGGAGAAUUAGCAAAGCAAGCUUACAUACAGUAUUCUUAAAAGAGAUUUUUUUUGCUCAUAUUUCCUCCCAUUUUUUUGUUCUGACCAUCAAGACUGACACAAGAGGGCACUGUCCAUCAGCUGUUCUAUAUAUAUCUACUAGUUAAACCAGAUAGCAUGAAUUUAUUACAGUGGUACCUCGGGUUACAUACGCUUCAGGUUACAGACUCCGCUAACCCAGAAAUAGUACCUUGGGUUAAGAACUUUGCUUCAGGAUGGGAACAGAAAUCGUGCUCCAGCGGCAUGUUAGCAGCAGGAGGCCCCAUUAGCUAAAGUGGUGCUUCAGGUUAAGAACAUUUUCAGAUUAAGAACGGACCUCCAGAACAAAUUAAGUACUUAACCCGAGGUACCACUGUACUGUAGUUUGCCCAAACAACCACUUUUCUGGUUUUUUUCUACAUAUUCAUGUAGAUCAGACUGGGCAGUAAAUUUCUCCCUUCUCCUUAGUAGCAUGGUUUACUGAUGUUCCCUAGAAUUAUUUCUUCAGUUUUACUUUAUCUUAGAAUCAUAGAACUGGAGAGUUGGAAAGGGACCACAGGGGUCAUCUAAUCCAGCUCCCUGCAAUGCAGGAAUCUUUUGUGCAGUGUGGGACUCAAACCCAUGACCCUGACAUUAAGAGUCCCGUGCUCUACCAACUGAGCCGAAAGCAGAAGCUGCUUCUGAUCUUUGUAGCACACAAGCCCUACAGGUAAAGAAGUCCUCGCGUGAUUACUGGAGAAUUGGGUUGCGUUGCUGGUCCCACUCCCAAGGUUGUGUGGCUUGCCUCAUCUGCAACACCCACGUCUUAAGCUUUUCCUCUGCAAAUGUAAACUUAUGUGCAUAGAUAUGUGUGCUCUGCAAAAAUCCACACCUAAUAUAUGGAUACUGGUGUGGGAAGCUGGGAAUCCCCACUCUCCAGUAAUUCUUUGAGGAUCCCUUCAUCUGUAUGAAGGAGCCCAUAGUUCGAAAGCACGUCAAAGUGCAAGUAGAUAAAUAGGUACCGCUCCAGCGGGAAGGUAAACGGCGUUUCCGUGCGCUGCUCUGGUUUGCCAGAAGCAGCUUCGUCAUGCUGGCCACAUGACCUGGAAGCUGUACGCCGGCUCCCUCAGCCAAUAAAGCGAGAUGAGCACCGCAACCCCAGAGUCAGCCACGACUGGACCUAAUGGUCAGGGGUACCUUUACCUUUACCUAUCUGGUGGAAACUACAUUUGAGUAAUGUGGAACUCGUUAAAUCUCUUGAUGUGUAUCAACAAUGUACAUAGAAAACCAAUCAUAGUUCCUUGUCCUAAGUGCUUGAAAUCAAUGUACAUUCUUUUUAUAAUAAUGUCCAGAGUGAAUUCUAUGACUCCUGCAUAUUAUUGCUUCAAAGCAAGUUUUGGAAUACUCUACUAGGAGAAAAAAUGUCCAAACUUAUUUCUGUUUCCUUUAUUGACAUUUUAUUCAAAGCCAAUGACAGCAUUGGAAUAGGCACAACCAGUCUAUAUAUGUUCUUCUGAAAAGCAGCAGUCAGAAUCCAAGGCACUUUUGUACAUGUUCUGGGAAAUAGGGCUAAAAAUCUAUGUGCAUACCUAUAUCACAUAGUGUUCGUUUCUGAAUUUCAGUUUUCUUUAGAACGCCAGAAAACAGCAGAAAAAGAACGCCUGUUUCUUGUUUAUGCUAAGCAGUGGUGGAGAGAAUAUUUGCAGAUUAGGACUUCACACAACACAAGACUGGUGAAAAUUUUUGCACAGGUCUGUCAACUUAUUUUUUCCUUGAUUCUUGCUACAGGUCCAAAUUUACUGGUUUUUCCAGUACAACCCUGUAUUGUAUUCAUUGUUGAGAACUGGAAUAUUUAACAGUUAACUUGUCAGAGUGUAAACUAUUCUACCCCACAAGUCUUGGCUGCCUUAUGUUUUACUGAUUCCAGACACUUGUUUUCCUGCAGUAGAGGAGGAGAUCCUUAGACUGGUUGUCCCUUCCACUCAUUCUACUAGACAGGCCUAUGCAAUUAAAUAAGUUUAUCUCCAAGUGACAAUGCAUCCCCCUCUCAGUUCCUUCCUGCUUAGCUCUCAGUGCAGGUUGUUGAUGGAACUGCUCAUGCACCUUGGCAGGAGCAGGAUUUUGAAAGUAAGAUGACAAUCUUUGCCUUCUCAUCACCCUUGCACUCUAAUAAGAAUGAAACAUUUGUAGUUCUUUUAUAGAAGUAACCUUGAAAUGGAGUAAAGCAGGACAUUGUGUAGCUAUAACCGUAAAACCUGCUAUCUUCCAAACCACCAUAAAAAAACCUAAGCGUUCUUGCUUUCGUUAGAGGCACAAAUGGGAAAGGAAGUUCUAGAGCAGUUGUGGUAGAGAAUCCCAUUUUUGAUGUGGAAGAUAAUUGUUUCCAUAUUUUCUUUCGGUUAAACUUCAUUUGAUAGCCUUUUAUAUAUAUAUGCAGGAUGAAAAUGGGAUAAACAGGCCAGUCUGUUCAUACGUCAAGCCUCUUCGAGCAGGUCGACUUCUAGACACGCCCAGGCAAGCGGCAAGAUUUGUCAGUGUGCUUGGUUAUGAAAGAGCCCCUAUCAUUGGUGGAGGAAAUAGUAAACAAGAACAGUGGUGUACUCUUCUGGCUUUUCUAUGUAGAAAUAAGGUACCUGACACUCCUUCAGAUACUAUAAUUCAAAAUUUUAUUGUGUAGUAUCAAUUCAUGGUAUAAAUCUGUUUUAAGUUGUGGCUUCUUACAACUCUAUAGUUGAUUCUUUGAAUCUAUCCAGAAAUCUUGCACUUUGGUAUUCAUGUAAACUUUUGUCCCAUCUUAGCUUCAGCACCCAUAUUGCAUGCUGCAUUUCCUAAUGUUCUGCAGCAGCAGGCCUGAAGCAGAGAGAGUGAAAUGGCCAGUAAACACACCCACAUGCACAUGCAUUGCAAUACUGUUCAGUACUUCUGUUGCAGACAAUUUCCCAUAUUUUAUUUCAUAAACUUGGCUAGAUGAACUUAGUAUGAACUUAUUUAUUUAAAAGCAUUUAUAAACCACUUAAUAUUUUAAAAACCAUGUGGUAGAUGUGUUACAGCAGCAUUUGGAAGAUUAAGAAAUGUUUAAUUGCUUAUUGAAUUUUUUCUGUAAAUAUGCACAAAGUGUUGCACAUAUAAUGCCUGGGCUACAGUGGAUGCUACACCACUCUAGUAUGACCAGCUAGAAAGUACACAGUUUCAUUGACAACAGUUGUGGGUGUCCCAAUACACAUCCUCCUAUGAAAGCUUUUCCAUGCCAUGUAAGGGAGAAAUGGCUGUGGGCAUGAUCAGAGAAGGAAGCUUAUCACCAGUAGCAGCCAGCAUGAUGGGGGUGGAGCUGCCCUCCUGGGUGAGGGCAGGGCAGGGCAAGGUAGUGGUGAGGUUGUGGCUCUGCACAUCCACUGGUGGAGCCAAUCUGUCACUCCUGUUGAUGUGUCCUAGUAACCCUAACCUUGCCAUUGCUCUUCCCCAUCCUGAUAAGCUGCAGUGACAUCUGUGUUAGGAAGGCAGCCUGGCAUCUCUGUCCCAUCAUGCUGGCUGCUACAGUAUUGUUAAACUAUAGAAGCUAAUUAUACUUUCCAGAAUGUUGCUCAAGUAGAAUUUGGUGUAUGGCUUUCUCUAGUAGGGCUAGUAAGACCAGGAAUAAGUCCUAGUGUACAGUUUCUGUAUAAGGCUAUGAAAUACUUGAUUCUAGGUUAAUGAUUGUCUGUACUCUUAAUCUUGCAUAUACUAACUGUGGGUUGUAUUGAAUUAAAUUUUACUCAGUGUAGAUACAUUGAAAUUAAUGGACCUAAGUAAUGUUCAUUCAUUUAAUCAGGCCUCAUCUGAGUAGGACUAGCAUUGGAGUCAACCCUUUCUUUCAAUAACAUCUAUGUUAACAUGAUGGUAACAUUUUUGUCACUAACCUAAACAAAGCAAUUCGCUCUUCCUCUUUGCUUCUAUUUUUAAUCCGUAAAUCUCGAAUUCUUGCCAUUAUCUGCUAAAUUUUCAUUAGUUGUCAAUUUAAGACACCUUACUUUUUUUGGUAUAAACUCAUGUUAUACAUUUUAAUAUACCCCCCCUUUCAGGGAGAUUGUGAGGAUCAUGCUAACCUUUUGUGCAGUCUUCUACUGGGAUUUGGACUAGAAGCUUUUGUCUGUGUAGGAACAAAGGCCAAAGGAGUUCCUCACACUUGGGUAAUGACUUACGGGAUUGAUGGAAUAAUCACUUUCUGGGAGAGUUUAACAGGACAUAGGUAAGUAAGUCGAUUGUGCUGUAAAAUUGAAGGCAGAUUCAAGGAAUCUUCAGACAUAAUACCAAUCCACAGUUUAGUGUUGCAUCUGAACAUUCUGCAUGUGUGUCAUUUGCUACUGAAAUUUUAUUAACCAACUCCCAGUUAUGGCUAAUGUGCUUUAAUGUGUUUUUGCUUCUUUUCGGGGGCUUCUUUAUUUGCUUGUUUUAUUGCAGGAACAUGUCGGCAUCCUGAAUGCAUGGAUCCACUAAAAUGGCAAAUACUGGGCAUGCUGGAAAAUAUUCUGUGCUCAAUCUGUAGCUACUCAGGAACAUAUGAAUAACACUACAAGACUAAGUCAGCUGGGCUGUGACUUUGGAAAAACUAAUUGAAGCGCUUCUCUCAGUCAGCGCUCCUAGCAAUUACAUAAUGAUGGCACUAAUCAUGGGCAGCAAUGUCACAAUGGCCAGACUGACAACACUUAACCUAUUCCUUCUCUAGGAUAUGGGUAGGGAGUAUUUCAGGCAGGGGGAAGACUUGACAGAUAGCCCAGUAGGGAGAAAUGCCACAAUAAGAAGUGGACAAUACAUACAAAACUUGUGUAUUUUCUUACAACUCUUGUCUGCAAUCAAUAUUUUUAAUACAAUGCCCAAUCAUUACAUUUAAGGGUAGUUGUACAAUGGAAGAUACCUGGUUUGGAAGAGAAAGGUACAGCGACAUAAGGACUGAGAGAAGCAGCUACAAGAGUGAGGGCAAAGUGUGUAGCCUCUACUCUGAUGAAGUGUUGUAUUAACAUGGAUUCAAAUUUUGGUUUUGGACAUGCACUAUUAGGCCUGGGUGAAUGGGGUUCAUGCUUUAAAGGAGGUUGCACAUUCCUGAGACUUGCUCCAACUUCUUAAACAUAGCUGAUCAAUAAAAACAGACAGUAUUUUCUGUGCACCAGCCAAAUGUCUAUGUAAACUGAGGAGUACUUUGGGACUUCCUAGUUCUGGCUUUAAAUUACUUUACUUUGUAGGGUAACUUAUUAAAUCAUACCUAUUAAUUUUCAGAUAUAUCCACAAUCCUAUAAAACCUGAUGAUCCUCCAAUUGUUGAACAACCCAAGCCACUGUAUCCUUACCGAACAAUAGGAUGUGUCUUCAAUCAUCACAAAUUUUUGGCAAACUGCCAACCUACUGAUGCCGUAGAAGUCUGUGCCUUUGACUUGCAUGAUGAAUCCAAAUGGAAACCAAUGAGUGGCGAAGCAAUCAAAUCUGUGUGUUCUCCAGGAGCCACAACUGCACUUCCUCCUUUUCCUCCUCUCUGUGCUUCGUCAGUAGAUGCUGCAGUGACAAGCAAUGAACUGGAGUUGCAACUGAGAAUGUUAGUGGUAGAACACAGGAAGGUACAUGCCAUUAUUUGUGUGCAAACUGGUGUUUGGCUGCUUCUGCAUUUCAGUAGGUUAAAGUUAUUUUCAAAAUGUAUUUGAGUCAACACAGUUUCUCUCUUACAUUUGAUACUCAUGGUAUGGACAGUUGGCUUUAUCCCAACAUAUGUAGAAAGCAAGUAAAAGGUAAAAGUAAAGGUACCCCUGCCCGUACGGGCCAGUCGUGUCCGACUCUAGGGUUGUGCGCCCAUCUCACAUAAGAGGCCGGGGGGCAGCGCUGUCCGAAGACACUUUCGCGUCACGUGGCCAGCGUGACGAAGCUGUUCCGGCGAGCCAGCACCAGCGCAGCACACGGAAACGCUGUUUACCUUCCCACUAUAAAGCGGUACCUAUUUAUCUACUUGCACUUAGGGGUGCUUUCGAACUGCUAGGUGAGCAGGAGCUGGGACUGAAAGACGGGAGCUCACCCCGCCGCAGGGAUUCGAACCGCCGACCAUGCGAUCGGCAAGUCCUAGGAACUGAGGUUUUACCCACAGCGCCACCCGCGUCCCUAGAGAAAGCAAGUACAUAGGCACUAUCCACACUUUGCGGAAAUUCUGUAUUCAUGUAGAUGCAUCUGUGCAUAAACUGAAAGCAAUUUGCUUUUACUCAGUCUGGUUUAGCAGUAAAACAAUUUACUUUAUGUAAAAUAUACUUAAGACUUAGCAAAUAUGUUUGAAGCUUGUCUUAAAGGAACAUAGGACGCUGCCCUCUAGUAAGUCAUAUAAUUGGUAUAUCUAGCUCACUAUUGUUAACACUGACUUCAGUUUUUCUCAGCCCUAUCUGGAGACACUUGGCAUUUCAGCUAGGACCUUUUGCAUGCAAAUUCAAAUCCCCGCAACUGGGUGAGCUCCUUUUGUUCAGUCCCAGCUCCUGCCCACCCUUUGCGCUGCUCUGGUUCGCCAGAAGCAGCUUAGUCAUGCUGGCCACAUGACCCAGAAGCUGUAUGCCGGCUCCCUCGGCCAAUAAAGCGAGAUGAGCGCCACAACCCCAGAGUCAUUCGUAACUGGACUUAACUAUCAGGGGUCCUUUACCUUUACUAUGUACAGGGUGAGUCCUUUAAAAGAGGCCCCGUGGAUACAGAGUACACGUGUUCCACAGGCCUCUUUUUAAAGAUUCAUCCUGUAGUAAUUACAUUCUGACCAAAAAUGGAAUUUUGAAAUAAUUGUGGUCAAUUCUUAUUAUUGCUAACUAAAUAUACUCUUGGACCUUUUAACCUGAGGUGGGCAGCCUCUGGCCCGGAGACCUCAUUAGGCUUGUCAUUAUAUGCCAGGUAUGGGACAGGUAAAAGCCUGGCUCAGCCAAAAGUGCAGUGCCUGCAAAGCCCUGUUUAAAGUGCUGCACAAUACAGUAUAGCAUUUUGAAAGGGACUUCUGAAGACCUGUGGACAAAAAACAUAUCAGCUGACAUCACAAUAACAUCUCCCCCCAUAAAAUUUGGUCUGAAAGUGAUGGGAGAGAAAACAUUCUGGACCGCUGAGCUAAAAAAAAGGUUCCCCCACUCCUAUUUACCUCUGUUAAGUAAGCAUUGUUAUGUAACUACUAGUCCUAAUUCCCUUCUUUAUUUGAUUCAACAUACAGGACCUUGGUCUUUCAACAGUUUGGGACGACCAACUUUCCUACCUCUUGUCACCAGCCUUGGCAGCCUAUGAACUUGAACGUACCACAGGUGUUUCUUCAGGUAAUGAAGAAUUUCAAGAUGCCAUCAGGAGAGCAGUACCCGAUGGACACACAUUCAAAGGAUUUCCCAUUCAUUUUGUACACAGAAAUGCAAGGAGAGCAUUUGCUGCGUGCCUUCGGUAAACUUCCUUCUGCUCUUUUUACGUUGUAGUGUUGCAUACAAUCAGUGCUUUUUUUGUUAAAAAAUAAGGUGCCAAUAUUGGUAUCUUGAUAAAAAUGUUGUGGGUGAAAACACUAAACGGCUGCCAUGGGUAGUAUAGAUAGAGGUGACAGUACUCGUGAGGACCAUCACAACCAGAGUGUUGCAUAACAUAAUCAGAAUAUAAUAUCAGAUACAAGUAUUUAUAGCUAAUCAUAUAAGGCUGAACAUAUAAGAUUCAGUAUUAGUUAAAAUAAAACAGAAAAAAGUUAAAAUUACUGACCUUUGAAAGAAAAAUAAUAUGACAUAACAUAAGGGAAUAAGAUAUAUAUUGAUGUAAGUUGAGAAAACAGAAAGGAGAUAUAAUUUAAUAAUAUCUUGCAUGAAAAAUUGAGGCUAAAUUUUUAAUAAUUCUCAUAUGGACCUUGAAGUAUACAACUGGUUAUUUUAUACAUGUAGCUAGGUAAAGGUAAAGGGACCCCUGACUGUUAAGUCAUUGCAGACGACUCUGGGGUUGCGGCGCUCAUCUCGCUUUACUGGCCAAGGGAGCCGGCGUUUGUCUGCAGACAGUUUCCAGGUCAUGUGGCCAGCAUGACUAAGCCAAUUCUGGCAAACCAGAGCAGCACACGGAAACACCAUUUACCUUUCCGUCAAAGCGGUACCUAUUUAUCUAUUUGGACUUUGAUGUGCUUUCGAACUGCUAGAUUGGCAGGAGCAGGGACUGAACAAUGGGAGCUCACCCCGUCGCGGGAAUUCGAACUGCUGACCUUCUGGUUGGCAAGCCCUAGGCUCUGUGGUUUAGACCACAGCGCCACCCACGUCCUAUACAUGUAGCUAGAGAUGAACAAAUAUUGGUUGUGUAGUCCUGCUCACUCAUAUUUUAGUUUUAUAUUCAUUUCUGGUCAGUGGACACCUGUUAAGUGUUCUGGAUGAAGAUGGGUCAUCUGUUAGUCAACAUUUGUGACAAAAUGUAUCAGUCAGCAUGUUAUCAUUCAGGCCAUAGAAAUAACUCGUGGAGUAAGCUAUGCUUGGUAUGGCUAAAUUCAUAGCAAAGGCUUUGUACAAUUGGAUGGUUAAUUGCUGUGUCAAACUUCUGGUAUGCAGAUUUGCAGAUUAAGACAAUGGCUGCAGUUAACCACUUCUGUAAUGGUUACUAUCCUUACAAUUUUAAAAAAUGUCUCAAAUUCAACAGUUGAGUGACUGGUUUUUGUGUUUCCAUUUCCUGAAAUAGGUCUCCUUUUUGUGACGAAAUACUGUGCUGUAGAGGGGACCAAGUGCGACUUGCAGUUCGUGUCAGAGUUUUCACAUAUCCUGAAUCUGCAUGUGCCGUAUGGAUCAUGUUUGCUUGCAAAUACCGUUGCGUACUCUAAGAACCACUUGCACUUUGAACUGAAAUCCUCCGCAGUUAUGUCAAAGUCCCAUUGAGGUCAAAUACUUCUCACUAUUAAUGAUGUCAGGCUUGCAUUGUGAUCCCGAACACAUUUACUUGGAAGUAAAUCCCAUUGGUUUGUACUCAGCACUGUUGUUCCAGUUGCUCAGACUUUUACUUGCGCAACUGAACUUCCCCAUCCUCUCUUCCACCCUGCACCCCCUGUGCACUCUUAAAGUCUGCUCCAGUUGGUUGGAGGACCCUCCAGAGCAGAUUUUGAGGGUGUGUAUGGAAGGAGGUGAAGAAGGAAAAGUCCCAUUGUGCAAUUGGAACUCUACUCAGUGUUGGAUACAACCCACUGAUUUCAGUACAACAUUUAUCUAAGUGUGCUUAGGAUCACAGCCUUAAAGAGGCAAGAUUGAAUAUUAUUGUAUUUAAUGGUAUGCCUUUAGUAAAGGCUUCUGCCACAAUAUAAUGUUAUGAGUUUUGGCUGUGUGAUUGUGUUCAGAGUAUCAUGACAGAAAAUCUUUGUAUAAAGUGUAAUUAAGGUAUUAUAAAUGAAAUGUACAUUUCUAUGUAAUAAAAGUUAUAUUUCUUAAUGAAAGGGAAGACUGCACUAAUUUUCAGUUGGUGUCCAAAUAUUCUGUAGUUCACCUCUCUAUACUGGAUCUCUCUCUCUCUCUCUCUCUCUCUCUGUGUGUGUGUGUGUGUGUGUCCUGUUUAAUUGCAGUGAAAUUAUAAAACUGAAAGACCAAUGCAUUUUGCUUUCACUUGGAAAACACCAUAACAUAACGGAAAAAAGAGAAUGUUGAUUGUGUGUGAUCAUAAUCUAAGAAAGUGUCGCUAAGGGAGGAAUCCUGUGCACAAGAAGUUGGCAUAAAGCAAGCUGAUGUCAAGUUAUACAAGAUCUAAACCCAAUUCAGCAGUGGGGCUGCUUCUGUACCUAAGCCGGGCAGAGGGAAAACAAGCCUUUAAAAUAGUGUUGUAUGCUGGGCUGGCAUGUGACCACACUGAGGCUUAGAAUCCAGUCUAAGUCUCCCCUCUCUGGACCCACCCCUAGAACAGAAAGAAUGGUAAAGGCCAUGUUGUUGUUUAGUCGUUUAGUCGUGUCCGACUCUUCAUGACCCCAUGGACCAGAGCACACCAGGCACUUCUGUCUUCCACUGCCUCCCACAAUUUGGUCAGACUCAUGUUUGUAACUUCGAAGACACUAUCCAACCAUCUUGUCCUCUGUCGUCCCCUUCUCCUUGUGCCCUCCAUCUUUCCCAACAUCAGGGUCUUUUCCAGGGAGUCUUCUCUUCUCAUGAGGUGGCCAAAGUAUUGGAGCCUCAGCUUCACGAUCUGUCCUUCCAGUGAGCACUCAGGGCUGAUUUCCUUCAGAAUGGAUAG
Molecule: messenger RNA, 15613 nt
Organism: Podarcis lilfordi (Lilford's wall lizard)
Lineage: Eukaryota; Metazoa; Chordata; Lepidosauria; Squamata; Lacertidae
Source: the annotation of a GenBank genome assembly